This is a messenger RNA of Puntigrus tetrazona (Sumatra barb), 1244 nucleotides long. RefSeq names its product aurora kinase B (gene aurkb). The transcript is spliced from 9 exons. The record is from RefSeq and is a predicted model, not a curated record. Lineage: Eukaryota; Metazoa; Chordata; Actinopteri; Cypriniformes; Cyprinidae. Gene Ontology annotation, biological process: protein phosphorylation; regulation of cytokinesis; mitotic spindle organization. Gene Ontology annotation, cellular component: chromosome passenger complex; spindle microtubule; spindle midzone. Bases 61 to 1020 code for a protein of 319 amino acids. Gene Ontology annotation, molecular function: protein kinase activity; ATP binding.
GCGGUUGAAGGAGAGAAACAAGAGCAGAAACACAGACUCGCGAGUUUAAUAAUCAUCAUCAUGCAGAAUAAAGAGAACAGGGAACCCAGAGCUCUGCCUGCACCGGUGGCUGCUGUUGUUCCUCUCAGAGUUGAAGUGAAUCAAGACACACGGGCUGUUACAGGUCCUGGGAGAGUUCCUGUGAAGUCACUCACAAAGAAGUUCUCUGUGAAGAACUUCGACAUCGGCCGUCCGCUGGGGAAGGGCAAGUUUGGUAACGUGUACCUGGCGCGCGAGCGGAAGCUGAAGGUGAUCGUGGCUCUGAAGGUGCUCUUCAAGUCUCAGAUGGAGAAGGAAGGUGUGGAGCAUCAGCUGAGGAGAGAGAUCGAGAUCCAGUCUCACCUCCGGCAUCCCAACAUCCUGCGCUUCUACAACUACUUCCACGACAACACCCGAGUGUUUCUGGUGCUGGAGUACGCUCCUCGAGGAGAGAUGUAUAAAGAGCUGCAGCGCUGCGGACGCUUUGAUGACCAGCGCUCGGCCACCUACAUGGAGGAGCUGGCCGAUGCUCUUCUGUACUGUCACGAGAAGAAGGUGAUCCACCGAGACAUUAAACCUGAGAACCUUCUGCUGGGGUACAGAGGAGAGCUGAAGAUCGCAGACUUCGGUUGGUCCGUCCACGCUCCAUCUCUCAGGCGGAGGACGAUGUGUGGCACUCUGGACUAUCUUCCUCCAGAGAUGAUCGAGGGUCACACACACGAUGAGAAGGUGGAUCUGUGGUGUAUCGGGGUGCUGUGUUACGAGUGUUUGGUGGGGAACCCUCCGUUCGAGACGGCCAGUCACACCGAGACAUACAAGCGCAUCACUAAGGUGGAUCUUCAGUUCCCGAAGGUGGUUUCUGAGGGCGCUCGAGACCUGAUCUCCAAGCUGCUGCGUCACAGUCCCGUCAUGCGUCUGCCGCUGCGGAGCGUCAUGGAGCACCCGUGGGUGAAAGCCAACUCCCGCAGGGUGCUGCCGCCCGUCUGCAACACGCAGCGCUGACACUCAAGGACCUGUUUGAGACACCGGUCUGCUCCAUUAAUUGGUUACAAACGUGUUAAUUUGUGACCGUUGAUGAGCCCAGAUGUAAAUGAACUCUAAAGCUCGUUUCCUUCUGUUUUACGCUGUCUUGUCGCUUUAGUUCUGCUGUUCUGUUCAUAUUCAUGUUGUUUUACUGUCUAUGUCUGUUUUAUGAAACUAUUAAAUCUAAUCAGAUGUUUUAAGGA